CCUCUUGCACGUCCAGCUACCCGAUUCAACUCCUGCACUGCCAGAUCGACCAGUCCGUCGCCCUGCGCCGUCAUCUCGAGGAGAUCAUGUCGACCACCAACGCCUCAAGCACCGGCGGCUCCCCCUCCACCUCUUCCAAUCGCCGGCCUUCGGUCUUCUCCUCGCACAAAGACAUGUCCCUCGAUGACCUUACGCGCAGCAUCAGCAUCUCCAGCUCGGCGGCAGUCAACGGCUUCCGAGGUGGCAGCCCAAACCUAGAACACCCGCAUUGGCUCCAGAUGAGCAGUACGAACGGGAGUAGUGGACCAGAGGCUCAGGCGAGCAGCUCACGGGCUGAAGCGUCUAGCUCUGCACCACUGCCUUCUCCAGGCCUUGCUGAAGACUGCAAAGGCAAAGGCAAAGGCUCUGCUUCGAGCCCUGCAGCUCAGCCUGCAGCAGGCUCCUCCUCAUCACCCUUCUCCUCCCCAGGUCCCUCCGGUCUGCCUGCCCACGUCACCGCCCCCUCGAAGAAGCAUCGCUCCCCAAGCCACGGCAGCAUCGUCCGUCCCGGGGCUCCGACUUCAAUCAACCUCUCUGACCUCACAUCGGGCAAGGCCUCUUUCGGGGGCCAAUCACGCGCACACCGCCCACGCAAAUCGCAGAGCAGCAUCCUCGUUGCUGCGUCCGAAGGUGAACAAGGGGCGGGCAGCACCAGCAAGGGCGCCGCGAGAAAUAAGCCGCCAAGCUACGAGCAUGCCACCGGCCUGCCCAACGGUCACGACAGCAGCAGCAGCGGCGUUGUCGGCUUGGGAGAUGUCACAAGAACAGACACUCGGUCCGCGGUCCCGACUCCCGAGACGAGCCCGCAGCCUAGCAGGCGCACAAGUACCACUUCUCCUUCCGGUCACGCGAGGCAGAAUGGCUCGAGCAGCGCAUCUCAAGGAAAGGCCAAUUCUCGCCCUCAGCAUCAUUCACCCGCCCUCUCUUCGUCGUCCCCCACUCCCCAGGUGCAUCAGGGCAAGAUACGGCCCGAUCACACCACCUCUAGCAGCAGCUCCUCCUCUUCCUCCUUCCCUUCGCUCGCCGCUCUUACUGGUAAUGCAGGGGGAAGCGCAUUGCGUAACUUUAGGAUGAGGUUCGGAAGGUCGAGUGGUUCGAAGAGGGUCAACGAUGCGGAUGAGGAUGGAGCGUCUGGGUCUGGAUCUGCGCACACGCACGCGGGUGACGGUGACAAGAAGGAUGAAAAGGAGAGAAAGGGUACGAUGUGAAGUGGCGAAGCGCCAAAUGGUUUCUUGGAAAGAGGAACGCUUGGCAUCAGCAUACACGCACCAGCAUCGCCAGAGAACCGC
Jaminaea rosea is the source of this 1328-nucleotide messenger RNA. RefSeq lists its product as hypothetical. The transcript has a single exon. The coding region runs from base 87 to 1247 and encodes 386 amino acids. The record is from RefSeq and is a predicted model, not a curated record. NCBI's taxonomy places the organism in Eukaryota, Fungi, Basidiomycota, Exobasidiomycetes, Microstromatales.